Messenger RNA from Myiozetetes cayanensis, 2034 nucleotides. It is a transcript of the gene GRB14, whose product is annotated as growth factor receptor bound protein 14. Lineage: Eukaryota; Metazoa; Chordata; Aves; Passeriformes; Tyrannidae. Gene Ontology annotation, biological process: negative regulation of insulin receptor signaling pathway; insulin receptor signaling pathway. Gene Ontology annotation, cellular component: plasma membrane; cytoplasm. The record is from RefSeq and is a predicted model, not a curated record.
ACGUCGCCGCCGCCGAUGGCCGCCCCGCUGCCCGAUGUGCCCGGCGCUGGGCGGGCAGCGGAACCCGCUGGCGGCGGCCCCCGCGUCCCCCGCCCGCCGCCCCGACCCCCAGGGGGCGACCCGCCGCCCGCGCCCCCCGACAGGAGAAAAAAAGAUGACAAUAUUUUGGAGAUCCCAUCAAUUCCAAAUCCUUUUCCUGAGCUGUGUUGCUCGCCGUUUGCAUCAGUUUUGUCAGCCAGUCUGUUGCCCAAGGCAACUUCAAGAAAAAAGCAGGUAAUCAAAGUGUAUAGUGAAGAUGAUACUAGCAGAGCUUUGGAAGUACCAAGUGAUAUAACAGCCAGGGAUGUUUGUCAGCUCUUGAUAUUGAAGAACCACUAUAUUGAUGACCACAGCUGGACUCUCUUUGAACAACUUACCAACACAGGUUUAGGAAGAGCUAUAGAAGACCAUGAAUUAGUGAUGGAAGUUCAAUCAAAUUGGGUAAUGGAAGAGGAAACCAAACUGUAUUUUAGAAAAAAUUAUGCCAAGUAUGAGUUUUUUAAAAAUCCCCUGAACUUUUUUCCAGAUCAUAUGAUAUCUUUUCCAAGUGAGACAAAUGCUGCUCUAAGCCACUCUGGGAUAUUACAGAUGUUCCUAAGCUCCAGCACGUAUCCUGAGAUUCAUGGUUAUUUGCAUGCAAAGGAGCAGGGAAAAAAAUCGUGGAAAAAACUGUACUUUCUUUUGAGAAGAUCUGGGCUUUAUUUUUCUACUAAAGGUACUUCUAAGGAGCCAAGGCAUCUGCAGUUUUUCUGUGAAUUCAGCAAUAGUGAUAUGUACAUGUCUUUAACAGGCAAAAAGAUUUCUGGAGCACCAACAAACUAUGGAUUCUGCUUUAAGCCUAACAAAUCAGGAGGAACCAGAGACCUGAAACAGCUCUGUGCAGAUGAUGAACAAAGUAGGACCUGUUGGAUGACAGCAAUUAGGUUGCUUAAGUAUGGGAUGCAGCUGUAUCAGAAUUACAUGCAACCAUAUCACGGUAGAAGUGGCUGCAGCCCUUUGAAUUUAUCAUCUAUGAGAAGCAUUUCAGAAAAUUCUUUAGUAGCAAUGGAUUUCUCAGGACACAGAAGCAGAAUUAUAGAAAAUCCAACGGAAGCCCUUUCAGUUGCAGUUGAAGAAGGAUUAGCAUGGCGGAGGAGAGGGUGUCUCCGACUCAACUCACAUGGUAGUCCUAUUGCCAUGUCUAACAUGGCUAUACACAGAUCUCAGUCGUGGUUUCAUCAUAAAAUCUCUAGAGAAGAGGCUCAGAGACUUAUUUUGCAGCAUGGACUUGUAGAUGGGGUAUUCCUGGUACGUGAUAGCCAAAGUAACCCCAAAACAUUUGUAUUGUCAUUGAGUCAUGGAUUAAAAAUAAAGCAUUUUCAAAUUGUACCAUUGGAAGAUGAUGGGAAGCUGUUCUAUACCCUUGAUGAUGGUCAUACCAGAUUUACUGAUCUCAUCCAGCUAGUGGAAUUCUACCAACUUAAUAAAGGAGUUCUGCCUUGCAAGUUAAAACACUAUUGCGCACGAAUUGCUCUUUAACCAAAGCAUCUGUUGUUUCAUCAGAGGGAAAGGAAGAUACUGGAAUACUUUUCCCCUAGAGGCAAUUUGUAUAGCAAAAAGGGGGGGAAAAGCAUUACAUUUUAAAGAUUCUAUGUUUAAGCUGCAAAAAAAAUUUAUAUUCUAUAUAGAUAAGAACUUUGCUUUGUGAUUGUCACAGCAAAAGUAACUUUAUGGUUUUAAAAAACCAUUCUUUCCUAUGUAAUUCUUUAGUGUUGUCUUGUACUUUGGUUUGUUUUUUUUCAACUGAAAACAGUUUUGAAAAAUAUUGUCUAUCUCCUAUAAAAAUACAACUGAAGAAAGAUCUUUGUUCUUAGGUUUAAAAUUAACUUUUUGUCUCUAUAAAUGUUUCUCAUAAUUUCUGUUCAUCACACAGAAGAAUAACAUUUACUGUGGUGAGGUUAAGAAGCUGAACUGCACAUUUUAUUUGUAAAUAAAAUGAAUAAAUAUUUUGCACUA